Molecule: messenger RNA, 2317 nt
Organism: Poecilia latipinna (sailfin molly)
Lineage: Eukaryota; Metazoa; Chordata; Actinopteri; Cyprinodontiformes; Poeciliidae
Product: claudin-4-like
Exons: 1
Coding region: 763-1743 (326 amino acids)
Cellular component (GO): membrane; bicellular tight junction
Molecular function (GO): structural molecule activity
Source: RefSeq, a predicted model, not a curated record
GUUCCAGUCAAGUUGGUUUUGGCCCAACAAACUGAAGUUGGCAUUUCACUUCUGCUCUUCUAAAAAAUGAGAAACACAGCUGCUCUGAAUCCCUGAUGGGUAAUUUACAACUUUUGGUUAUUCAGCACAAAUAUAAUGUGUACCACAAUAAAUAAAACCUGAGGCCAUUUCACCAAAGCAAGGCCAAUGCUUGGACCUCAAUCUCAAUCUCUCUAUUUUGUUUCGUUCAUUUACAUGUAAAUGAAUAUUGGUUUCACCUAAGCAACCUAAUUCAAGCGAGACAAUAGGAGUGGGGAUGGAUUGUGUAACUUCUUUCUGUCACCCUCCUCCUCUUUCUUUCCCCAGUAGGACAGGUGUGGCACAUGUACACCUGACCAGUAGCACAGCGACAGCUGCUCAGGUGACAGCGCUCGCUCAGGUAGAGAGACAUGUUGAGCAGGAGGAGGACACAAAACGGGGAGGGACAGUAAGAGAUGGAAAUAUCCUGUAAACAAAUGAAGUACAGCUGAACUAAGACACACCUGGGACUUCAAAAAAGGAUACCAGAGGAACCGAAACUGCGUCGAUCACUCCAGAUAAGUUCAUGGUUAGAGGGGCAGGCAUGUGAAAGAGGCGGCACAUGUUAAGGACUGACAAAGAUAGCAGAGAAGACUGAUCAGAGAGCGAGAGAGCGCGACACUGAAGGCAAAACAAGCACCGCAGGGAUCAAGAGAGGCUCUUCUUGAAGAGGAUUUUUCCAGCAGCUUCACAGAUCUUCCCAUCAUGGCCUCGAUGGGGAUGCAGCUGGUGGCCAGUGCCCUGUGCCUCCUGGGCUGGGCUGGGGUCAUCACCAGCUGCGCGCUGCCUAUGUGGAGUGUGACCGCCUUCGUGGGCAGCUCCAUUGUGACCUCUCAGACUGUCUGGGAGGGCAUCUGGAUGACUUGUGUGGUUCAAAGCACAGGACAGAGGAUGUGCAAGCCCUAUGAGUCCCAGCUGGCUCUCAGCGCCGACAGGCAGACCGCCAGGGCGCUCAUGAUCCUCGCCAUCGUUACGGGCAGCUUUGGCCUCAUCCUGGCCUUCGUGGGUGGAAAAUGCACCCGCUUCUUGGAUGAUGAAGGAAAUGAAGGAAGGAAGGAGAAAGUGGCCAUAGCAGGAGGGGUGGUGCUGAUGAUCACAGGGCUGCUGUGUUUGAUCCCUACAGCAUGGGCGGCCGGGACGGUGGUGAAGAACUUCUACAGUGCAGCCAUAGACGCUCAGAAGAGGGAGCUCGGCGCUUGCCUCUACAUUGGCUGGGGGGCAGCGUUUCUGCUCAUCCUGGGAGGGGGUCUGUUCAUGAAGUCCUCCUGCCCAGGCAAAGCCCAUGACACUGACAAGAGGCCCUCAGUUCGCUAUGUGGUAGUCCAAUCCUCUAAAGGAUCAACCCGCGCUGGCUCCCGUCUCACCAGGGUGCCGAAGGCGCUGGCUCAACCCAUCAAACCCAAGUCGCCUGGGCCCCAAAGCUUUGUGGCGCCAACCGCCAAUCCUCAGCAGCUCUCAAGGCUGGGAUAUGACGUCGAAUCCCAGCAGAACAUGGGAGAGGAUUCAGAGAAAUCCUGGGCUCCAUCGACAAAGUCUCAGAUGAAAAGGCCCGAGUCGAGAAAGUCCGAACACAGCGACGCGCCAUCAACAAAGUCCCAGUUGAAACAAGCUGAACUGGACGAAACUUUAUCAGCUGCCAGUGAAAAUGAAGAGGCAGCAGAAAACCCAGCGAAAACUUACCUGUAAUAGAAGAAGGAAUACUUCAGUUUACAUUUAGUUUGCAAUGUUUUAUAGAUGAUAAUGUUUAAUAUAAUUAUUAUUUGUUGUGUUUAAUGUGAAGGACUUUUAUCAAAAUGAAGGAGACAAAAUUAAAAUUUAACAUUUUAUGUGCUUGAACUGAUUGUCACAAGUAAAACAAGUGAAGUAUGUACAACUUGUGAUGAAUGAGCUUAUUCAACUUGAACUGUUGGUUUUAACUUGCCAUGCUAAUGUGAGAUAUUACACUGCAUCAACUGUUUUUAGUGUUUUAAUGCACUGAAUAAAUUUGAAUGUAAUAUUUUAUCUCAGGCUUUUGAGUUUGUUGUUUUUUACCUUAUCUAACAAAGACACAGCAACUUGAAUGACUAUGUUUGAUUAUUUUUACUUAUUUGUUAUUACUUUAUACAGUUAAAUGUGUGGAAAUAAAUGCUCUACCUAUUACACAACAAAGGUUUCUGUAAAUACUUUUCAUCAGAGCAUCUAAUUGUGAUUAUAUUUUUAUUUUAUUUAAACAUGUAACAGAAAAUGUAUCUCACGUUUCAAUAAAUUGACAAAAUGUGAA